Messenger RNA from Oncorhynchus kisutch (coho salmon), 5678 nucleotides. RefSeq names its product zinc finger MYM-type protein 4. The record is from RefSeq and is a predicted model, not a curated record. Gene Ontology annotation, molecular function: zinc ion binding. The transcript is spliced from 27 exons. The coding region runs from base 1245 to 5108 and encodes 1287 amino acids. Lineage: Eukaryota; Metazoa; Chordata; Actinopteri; Salmoniformes; Salmonidae.
CGACCUGCAACGUCAAUGCUAAACUACCUAGUAGGGUACUGGACUAAUCCAAAUAUGCGGGAUUUUAGCUUGGAAAACUAAAUAAGGUGUCCAGAUUGGCUAUCUAGCCAUAGAAUGGAGUACGAAUUCAGAUAAUAUGUACCAUGUUUAUCUACUGAUUGGUUACAUUUUAAUGUAUUGCGUUAUUGAAUCAAAUUACCAGACCAUAAACAGAGUAUGCGCAAAGCUAUGGCGCUUUACGGUACAGCCAUACCAGCAGAAAGGGAGAGUUCGAUGUGCAUGCAACUUCCCAUUGAAAAGCUAGCUAGUAGUCAAUAACACAUAUUAGAAUGCCCCCUCCAUGAAAAUGAUUUCAGACACAUCCUGCAAAUAAUAAUCUACCUCGUGCACAGUGUGAAGUCGCUUUUGCACUGUCUCUAACAAUAACAUUGUGAAACAGUGCAUCCUAGCUAGCUAGCGUUAGCGGCAAAGCCAAAGGAAACUCCCCCGAGAAGAACAGCGCGCAACAAAAACAUGGCGGAGUCAGAGGAGGCUAAACAAAAAUCUCAGCAUGAACUCCGGCUGUCCAAGGCUUUUGAUGAGGCAGUGAAGCUCUCAGCCCCCAUGGCUGGUGAGUCCCAGAGGCAGCACACUCCCCUCUCAACCAGAUCUCUCUGGAGCAGCAUCACAACCGGACCAGUCUUUGAUGCACCAGAACCAGUCGGACGGCCUGACAUCGAUCAUGAUUUUAGCAGUGAUGAUGAGGGGCAUGUAUUCCCUCACAUCUCUCACCCUACCAGUGCUACCUUCUCCCUGGCUGGUCUGGGGGUGGUCGAGCAAGAAGACGAGCUGGAUGGGGUUCCUGUGUUUGGGGUAGAUGAGGAGGAGGAGGAGUGGAACAUAGCCCUGCCCAAGAUGGCACUGGGUGAUGUGGAGUCUGACAGAGAGUCAGCCGGACGACCUGACACACAACAUGCAGAGACUCAGGAUGUUGAUCAAAAUGCGACUGACAGAUUCCUUGAUGCAGUUUCACUUUCCAAAGUUAGAACAACUUCUGAGGAGGCUAGUCAAACUGCUGAGUACAGACUAACCAUACAAGGAGAAAGUCAUCUUUCAACUAACCACUCUCUGUCCCCUUUACCAGAGAACAGCUUGGAUGAAGGAAGUCUGAAUCGGUCUACGGCUGGGGGAUCCAGCCGUCAAGAGGUCUGUUACUGUAUGACUUAAGUAUACAGAGGUCAGAGAAUGUUUUCCAGAACCCAGCGAUGGGGGACAGAGAAGACCCCCCCAUCUCUCCCCUCAUGAACAUCAAGGAUGAGCCCAUAGAUGAAGGAUAUGACUGUGCCCUUCUACCCUCAACACGGAAUAUCAAGGAGGAACUGGACAACACAACUCCUGAGGAGGAGCUGAGAAUCAGUUCUGUCUUUUCCGUUGGAGGAGGAAACUCCUAUGGCUCUCCCACUGGCUCUAUGGCAGCCUCCCAGAACACCACCUCCAUAUUUGGACCAGGAAGAAGUGUAGUUCCACAGGGGCCAACAAUGACCCUCAGGAGCCUGGCUCCAGUGCCCCAGCCACCCCAGCCCCAACCCCAGGCCCCCAGCAGCUCCAACCCAGCCAAUGCAGUGCGUGUGUCCUGCUCAGGCUGCUCUAAGAUCCUGCUGCGCGGUCAGACUGCCUUCCAACGGAAAGGAUCCACCCAGCUCUUCUGCUCCACCGUCUGUCUCACUGGGUUCACCCUGCCUGCCAUCAAACUGAGAACCUGUUACCAGUGCCUCAAGGAGAUCGAGGACCCCAAAGAUGUGAUCAGUGUCAUUACAGACAAUAACCUGAAGGAUUUCUGUAGCCAGUUCUGCCUCUCCGUGUUCAACCGCAGGAGGAAACCAGGGCCUCUCUCCAAGCCUUCUGUCCAAGAGCCUGCCACCCUGAGGUGCAGUAUGUGCAAGAAAAGCGACACGAUUCAGCACGAGGUGACUCACCAGGGCUCCUUGCACAAACUGUGCAGUGAUGAGUGCUUCAUGCGCUUCCGCUCCUCCCACAACCUGGUCAUAAACGUCUGUGAGAGCUGUGGCGAGUACUGCGCCAGUGCUGACAGGAACUGCCGGAGACUUCGAGUAGAGGGGGUCACCAUAAAGUUCUGUAGUCCUACCUGCAUUAGCACUUAUAAGCAGACAACCACCAAGGUGAUGCCGUGCGGACGCUGCCGUGACCUGAGGCUCAUGUCUGACAUGUUGGAGAGCACCGACUCGGAGGGCAAGGUGGAACUCUUCUGCAACUCCAUCUGUGUCAAUAAAAGCUGGCCUCAGAACGAACUGUCAGGAACGGCAUUCCCAUGUACCUACUGCAAAGUGAAGGCUGUCUCUCAGUACCACCUGGCCAUGGUGGACGGCACCAUCCGCAACUUCUGCUCCUACACCUGUGUCAAGACCUACCGGGAGGCCGAAGGCAGCCAGCCUCCCCCCCAGCAGGGCCAGAUGAACGGCUCCUCGUCCACUGGUCCUCCCCCUCCAGCACCACCCCAGGGCUACUUCCGUCCUUAUCCCCCGUCCUGGGUCCCCACUACUGGCCACCCAUACGCUCCAGCCCAGACCUCUGCUCCACCUCUACCCUAUGGAGCCACCCCAGACAUGGCUAGGGCAUAUGGAGCAGGGCAGCAUCAACCAGGGCUGCCCAUGCCCCCCCCCUCCUCCUCUACCUCCACCCCCAAGGGGCAUGUGAAACUCUCCUGCCAUCAGUGCCCUCAGCAGUUCCGCUGGAAACCUGAGCUCUAUGAGUACAAUGGUCGCACCAUGCAGUUCUGUUCCAAACCUUGCUGUGUUGAGUUUAAGAAACAGCGUAAUGUCAUAGUGAGGUGUGAAUACUGCAAACUGGAGAAGUUGGUCAAAGAAGUCAUAAAAUAUGACUUCAUCGAUCGGCCCUUCUGCAGCGAGAGCUGUAAUCUGCUCUUCAAGCACGACAUGAAGGGGCCAUGGCGGAUGUGUGCCUACUGUGCCAACAUCAGCCCCAAUAUGAUCCACAACCACUUUGGUGGCAAGAUGCAGGAGUUCUGCAGUGAGGCGUGCAUGUCAAAUUACACUGUUCUUUUCUAUGAGAUGGCUAAGUGUGAGUGCUGCAGACGUCAAGGGAAGAUGAAAGAGCAACUGAAGUGUUUUGGGGCUGUGAAGCUGUUCUGUACCUUGGAGUGUGUCAUUCAGUACUGCUAUCAGACCUUCCAACAGCACCCUUGGACUAGCAAUGGCACCACUGCUACACAGGGUCCAUCCCAAACUCCAUUCCCCUUCUCCAAGCCAGCUCCUGUCAUUGCUGAUGUUGUAUCGUUGGCCACCUCUCCUGCUGACCAGCCCCAUACUACGGCUGCCACUGCCUUGACUGGAGCUCUUCCGACGUCUAACUCUCAUGGCAAGAGCCUGGGCGAUGCGAGCACCCAGACGGAAGCCAUGAGGAUCUCAGCCCGCCGGAGGAUCAUGAAGAACAAGGCCAUCAUCUGUAAACCCCUCAUGCUGGACCAGCAGACCAGCUGCCAGAUUCAGACGCAGACCACAGAGAAAUCAAUGACAUUAACGGGGUUCGCAGAGACUGGGUUCACGUACACAGAGAACGGGGAGAAAGUGCGGGUGAUUGUGAUGCCUGUUCCUGUGCCAGUCUUCAUCCCAGUGCCUAUGAGCUUGUACAGCCAGUACACUCCUGUGCCCAUGGGUAUCCCUGUGCCUGUGCCAGUGCCCAUGGUAAUACCUCACUCGUUAAGCCGUUCAGAGCUCAAGGACAGAAAAUACAAUGUUCCAUCUCAGACCAUGGCCGAGGAGGAGGAGAAAGACAAACCUGUCUCCCAUGGAGAUCAAGGCAGCGCCUACAGUGGGGACCUGGAGUCGGAGGCCGUGUCCACCCCCCACAGCUGGGGUGGAGAGGACGAGUCCACCUCCACAUCCAACCCCCAGAGAGGGGCAGAGAAGCCUUCCGAGCACCCCAGCACAGCUCCCUCCUCCCCUCAACUUUUGGACCUGGAGGCUGACUACCCCCCUGAUUCGUUUGAUCCUGCUGCAGUGAAGGGGCAGAGACUGACUGUAAAGAUUAGAAGACGAAAGAGACCCAGAGACGUCUUCCCUCCCAGUAAACGGAGUUGUAAGCGAAGUGGGACUAUUGACAUGGUGGAGCACACUGUUUCACUCCCUCCUGCCAGAUCAAAACUCCAUCACAAGUACGGGGUGAAAGCCUGGAAGAAUUGGGUCCUGCAGAGGAACAAACAGAUUGACUGUGAAUUUUCCAAAGAUGCCUCAGCUAAAUCUAUGGUUGUGAAGGAGAACGUGUUGCAGUGUAACUCCUCUGAGCUUAGUUACGGCCUCUGUCAUUUCAUCAGUGAGGUCCGUCGCCCCAAUGGCCAGGCCUACCCUGCUGACAGCAUCUUCUACCUUUGUCUGGGCAUACAGCAGUAUCUAUUUGAGAAUGGAAGGCUAGAGAAUAUCUUCACUGAUAUGCUCUAUCAUAAGUUCAGCAUGGAGAUUACUAUGAUGCUACAUUACUGGAGUCCUACCCUGCUGCCCAGCGGCUACCUGCAUUCCCGUGUGGAGGAGGAGUACCUGUGGGACUGUAAACAGCUGGGAUCCUACUCCCCCAUCGUGCUGCUCAACACCUUGCUCUUCUUUGGCACCAAGCUGUUCCAGUUCAAGACCAUGGGCCAACACAGACGUCUGUCCUUCACCAACUUCACCCGCUGUACCAGGGUCACCAAGAACGGCAAGAGCUCCUUCCUGAGGUUUAGGCCUGGUCAGGAUGUGUCAGACACCCCCGAUCUGCUAGCUUUGCCUGCCAAGAGAAGGCUGGAUGAAGAGGAAGGUGACAUGGAGAUGCCUGAGAAUACUGAGAACCCACUACGCUGCCCUGUCAGACUCUACGAGUUCUACCUCUCCAAAUGCUCAGACUCGGUGAAGAAUAGACCACACCUGUUCUACUUGCAGCCAGAGCUCUCCUGUCACUCAAAUAGCCUGCUGUGGUAUUCUGCCCAGCAACUAGAAGGCCCUGCGCUGGAAAGCAUGCUCACACGCAUCCUGGCAGUACGGGAGGUCCACCUGGAUGAGCUUCCGCUGCAUAAUCACUAUACUGAAGCCUCCACAGAUGAUGACGAUGACCAUUUGUAGUGGGAAUAACCUACUCAUGGAAUGGCACACUAUUCCCCAUAUAGUGCAGUGCAGUACGUUUCAACAGGGCCCAUAGGGCUCUGGUCAAAAGUAGUGCACUCUAUAGGGGUUAGGGUGCCAUUUCGGACACGGCCAUGGACAUGCCGCAAACAUGCACAAUCAUGUAAAGACAAUAAGAUACUGUCUGACACUUCAUUUAGUUUUCCAUUACAUCUUUGUUCUUAGAUUCUAGUUUUAGAUGAUGAAUGGAAUUAUGGCUCACAAAACAUUAAAACUAUUCAUGUUACAUUCGUUUCUGUUUGUUUUUCUAGUUUGUUAAUAUAGCUGAAAAUGUUGUUACUUUCUACCAAUCUGCCUUAUUCUGAGGGCCCACACAACUAAUUCCAUAGUCUUGACCAUCCAAACUACUAACUAAACCGAGGUGAUCACAUAAUGUUGUACAUAGUUUUGUUGUUUUAGUUUUUUGUAUGAAUCCCUCUGUUGUGGACUUGAAUAAGCAACAUUUUGCAAAGGACAUUUCUGUCUGCUCUGCUGUCUGUUGUCUGAAGUGAUUAAAAGAACUUGAGAAUA